Necator americanus (New World hookworm) is the source of this 786-nucleotide messenger RNA. RefSeq lists its product as uncharacterized. Lineage: Eukaryota; Metazoa; Nematoda; Chromadorea; Rhabditida; Ancylostomatidae. The transcript has 8 exons. The record is from RefSeq and is a predicted model, not a curated record. The coding region runs from base 1 to 786 and encodes 261 amino acids. Gene Ontology annotation, cellular component: extracellular region.
AUGUCCUGCUUCCUCAGAGCGUUGUUGAUUGGAUUUAUUGUUGUUACGGAAUCACGCGACUGUGGCGACGAUUACAGUUGUCCAGACUCAGCGACAUGCUGUCGCUUGCCGGAUGGAAAAUGGGGUUGUUGUCCGAUGGAGGAUGCUGUUUGUUGUGAAGAUCACAUUCACUGUUGUCCGAGUGGAUCGCGCUGCAUGGAAACCUCCUGUAUCCGAGGAUCUGGUGAAUUUACAACAACAAGGAAGAAAUCCAAAGCACAGAAGAGAAACUUUGAAGGAGAGAUCAUCUGCCCGGACAGACGAAGCAAAUGCCCAACAGGUGCUACGUGUUGUUUGUUGUCCGAAGGAAGCUACGGCUGUUGCCCCGUCGAACAUGCCAAUUGUUGUCUCGAUCAUCUCCAUUGCUGCCCAAGUGGAUACACCUGCGACGCGUCAGGACAACGGUGCAUUCAAGCUGAGAAUUUCCACCAUUCCAUCAUUGGAUCCUACCGAAAGUUCCAUUCCACUCCUAUUCGCACGAAGCCGGGAGUUUAUUUAGGCGACGUUGACGAGGAGGAGAUUGAUGAACUGAUACAAAUGAAAAAUUGUGGCCAUGGAAAGAUGUGUCCAGCGCGUAGCACCUGCUGCGUGGUUUCCGAGGGCAGCAGAUUCAAACACAUGUGUUGUCCACUACAGAAUGGAGUCUGCUGCGAACACUCCUGCUGCCCUUCGGGAUACCACUGCCGUCCGAACGGAAAAUGCGAGAAGCGGGCCUCAUUUGAUGGAAAUAUUGAUUUCAAGUUCUAA